AUGUUUCAUAAAACAAAGAGUAUCUUCCACAAAACACUUCACAGUCUCAAGUCAAUCAUUCUCCGUGCAGGUAAGAAACUCACUAAACCAAAAACUCACUUCUCAUGCACAUUUUUCAGAUCAAAUUCUCUCGAUGGUGAUAAUAUCUACGCAAGUUUCCUCAACAUCUGGGAGUCUGAUAUCGAAAACAGCAUCGGAGUUCCAUUAAAGUUGGAGCAGAAGAAUAAAGAGCAAGAACAAGAUCAAGAGAAGAGAAUAGAAGCUUGCUCUUCGCGUUCAUCAAAAGACUGCGAUACAAUGGAGAGGAAGAUUAAGGAGAUGUAUACGAUUGAGGCAGGAGAUAUAGAGCAAGCCCUUGACGUUGAAGAGGCACUUCAUUACUAUUCUCGUCUUAGAAGUCCUGUGUAUCUCAACAUCGUUGACAAGUUUUUCAGUGAUCUCUACGCCUGA
Molecule: messenger RNA, 450 nt
Organism: Eutrema salsugineum
Lineage: Eukaryota; Viridiplantae; Streptophyta; Magnoliopsida; Brassicales; Brassicaceae
Exons: 1
Coding region: 1-450 (149 amino acids)
Source: RefSeq, a predicted model, not a curated record